Aspergillus heteromorphus CBS 117.55 is the source of this 1217-nucleotide messenger RNA. RefSeq names its product oxidase ustYa family protein. NCBI's taxonomy places the organism in Eukaryota, Fungi, Ascomycota, Eurotiomycetes, Eurotiales, Aspergillaceae. The transcript has 2 exons. The coding region runs from base 303 to 1217 and encodes 304 amino acids. Gene Ontology annotation, biological process: mycotoxin biosynthetic process. The record is from RefSeq and is a predicted model, not a curated record.
AUAUAGUCCACCGGUCAUGCUCAGUGAUACAGAAAUAUGCACACGGCUAGUCUCGGAUAUCCACGUUGAGGGCAAUCCACCAGGAUAAGAAAGAUCUCGGCCGGAGAGGCAUCAUUGGUUUUGAAUUGAUCACAUCAUAGCAGCCCGAUUAUCCUCAGCUUAUCCGGAAUUCAUCCAGCCGCUCCGGCCAUAUCGACGUGGGCCUCUGGUAGCCUUGCCAGAUAAGACACCAUCGCGGCUCCAGAGGUGAUUCUCUCCUUUACUUUUGCUCACCCGAGACAGCAUACAUCCCUGACAUCGACAUGGCGGACUUUGAAGACGAAAUCUCCCGAGGGUCUGGUAGUCUGGAGGAUGAAGAGAAGACAUCAUUUCUGCCGCGCCAGCUUCGUAGAGGCUGGACGAAGCCCAGCGAUCAACGGCAGCCAUGGCUGUGGACGCUGCUUCUUCUGAAUGUGCUGGUGCUGCUUUGCUCCCUGGUCACGCUGUUCGUGGCAUUCAGUCUUCGCUCCGGCCCAAGUGUUGGAACCGAGAGAAAUGCACUGCUGAAGCAAACCUCCGCGUACUCGCCCAUCCUCGACGAAUUCGACAUCCCCCUCAAGCUCGUGCAGAGCAAACUGGACUUCUUCGACAACUCCUCCAUCUUCUCGCAGCUCCCUAGCCCCGAAGUCGACGAAGCGUGGGAGAAGAUCGCCCCCGCGAAACGCGUCUACCUGACAACCGAGCAAGUCAUCAAGCUAGGCAAAGACCCCGCCCUGACGGUGCGCGCCAACAACCACCCGGACCGGCACAUCGGUGUGCUCAACGGCAUGCACGAGCUGCACUGUCUGAACGAGAUCCGUCGGAACCUGCACCGCGACUACUACUGGCCCGAUGGCAUCCGGAGUCCCACCCACUGGAUCCAUCUCUACCACUGCGUGGAUGCGAUCAAGCAGGCGCUGACCUGCAGCGGGAACGUGGACGUGGUGACCUUCAACUGGAUGGAGAUGGUGCAGGAGCCGUUCUUUGAUUUCUCGGUUAAUCGCGUGUGUCGGGAUUUUGAUCGCAUUCUGGAGUGGCAGACGGAGAAUCUGGGGCCCCUGGAGACCGAUGCCUGGAAGGUCGGCGGGGAGGUCGAGAUCCCGGCGCCGCCGACGUUGAGGGCAAUGAAUGCCCAGGAUUCGGAGGCGAGAGUGUUUACUCAUGAUGAUCCGGCGUUGACGGGGACGAUUGGUGUGUAG